GGAGAAAAAGCACGGGAAAAUAACACAACAGACAGAAGCGCUAAUCUUCUUCUCGAGACGCCAUAUAUAUUGAUAAGUGAUUUUAAUUAAUUUUCUUUGCUUGACUUUAUUGGAAUAAUUUUUUUCCCCCUUCCCCCCCCGUUUGUUUGAACCUUCUUUUGGGCGCUUUAUUAAUUAUAAAGAAAAAAAUAUGCACCUUCGAUUUAAAUGGCAGAUUGAAGCAGGUGAAUAAGAUGUGGCGGAAUUGCACGCCUUUUACUUGUGAUUCAUAAUUUAACAGUGGCCUAUAGCCACUUGCGUGUUGCUUAGUGUUUCUGUUUGCUCUUUGAUUUCUCCCCCGGAUCCUCAGGCAGAUGUCAUUGUCUGUGAUACUGUAAUAGUCUCACAGACACGUUCUUCUUGGCAUGGCUCAGACUCUCCGCCCCCGUUCCUAGUUUUGGUCUGUGUUCCUCUCUGCUUACUUGUAGUUCAUUAUUGAAGAAGAGACUCAAAGACUCCUCCGAGCGGUCCCUCUCUGGUUCUCACACUAAGAGGUUGUGCGUGCGUGCGUGCGUGAUUUUAGUAUGUUCUGGUCAAACAGAAUGGAAUAGGGUGAAUGACACAAGGUUUGGAGAAUAAUGUCAGAAUUUGGUCCUACUAGGCUUGUGUGUGUGUGUGUGUGUGUGUGUGUGUGUGUGUGUGUGUGUGUGUGUGUGUGUGUGUGUGUGUGUGUGUGUGUGUGUGUGUGUGUGUGUGUGUGUGUGUGUGUGUGUGUGAGAGAUCUCAGACAACAAAUGGGUCGAUGAUAGGUGAAUUUCUCAAGGAGGAGGGAUUUCAAUGUCAGAACCACUAUUCCUGUGCGUUCUUGGGGUAGGAGACAGGGUAAAGCAUGUGACAGUGUUGCAUGGGGAUCAACAGCCACAGAAGAGGGGAGGGUCUUCAGAACACCCACCAGGGGAGACUUCCAUUCCACACCAGUUUAAUUAAUGCAGGCUUUGUUGCAUCUUCGUUGUUUAUUUUUCUCACCCAACAAACAAACUCUGUUAUGAAAAUUUUUAAAUAUUUCCGUAGAAAAACAGCAGGGGGUGGCGGCGGCGGCGUUGGGGGGGGUGUGUGUGUGUGUGUGUGUGUGUGUGUGUGUGUGCUUGAGGCAAACACAGAAAAGCACACGGGGUCCCUGUGUGUUUAACCUCUAUGAAUAGCUUCCAGAACACCACAAGCCAUGUAAUCAGGCGGGGAGGAGGAGACCGGCCCCAUUCUAUUGUGCCUGCGAUCACAUUUGUUGUUUACUGUCGAUGGAUAUUCACGUGCUCUGUUUCAAGUGCUGGCAGAGCCGGGGAGUGAGGCGCGGUGAGGGUGUAUAAGGUCAGGCUGUCAUGGCGGUGGGGCCCUCACUACCAGGGGACCGGGGGAACAUGGUGCAGGUCCUGGGGACCGGUCUUCAGAAGCCCGUCAAAACAAGCAGCGCCGUAUCCAUACACAAGGCCAUUAUCACCAGCAGGAAGAGAGGGCUGUUGGAACUGGGAGCAAAGGACAAUGGACUUCUCCGGCUUCUCUCUGUCCCUGGCGUCUCCCAGGACCCUCCCGGGACCCUCGUCCUGUCUGGGGUGUUGCAAGAGGACAGGCCAGCUGGAGGACUGGGAGGAGCUCAUCCACGCGUCAUUCGUCAUCCUGAUGAAGAACAACGCUAUACCGAUCCUGCUGCUUUUGGAGACCGGGGGGAAGAGUAUGCCUUUAUGACAAACUGUAGCGUCACACUUAUACUCUCAAACGAAAGGAAAUGCACAGUUAGUGCGGUUCCAUUAACUGGUCUGGAGUGAAGAAACGCGAAAGACGAUCGGUUCACACCUACAUAUUAAUGCUACCAGACAUCUUUUCACGCAUUAUGGGGAAAUCACCCUGUAAGUUAAAGGUCGAUUUCAGACCUUAAUCUGGUGAAUUGUCCAUUUCCAUCAACCUCUUCUACCGCGAAACAUAUACAAUAUGUUGGAGGGAACACGGCUAAUGUUUGUCUAUGCCUCAAUCUAUCAUCCCUUUGCGCACAGACCAGGACAUUGUGAUGCACGACACGCGACCGCGCCAAGCUACAACUGACAUGUCAUAUUGACGCCACUGGAGUCUCUCGCUCGAAGAGGCUGACAUGCCUCUGACAAUGUCACCCGUUGAACAUGAAUGGAAAUAAUACUUCGUCAGACAUGAGCGUGGUUGACACGCGCAUGCAAACAAAUCUUGACGGGGAGCGAUGCCAACGUCCAAUGCCUCUCACUCUUCCCUAGCUGUCGUCGUUGGCAUCAACAUAAACCCCCACACCCACGCACAAACACACACACACAGAUUGUCAACUCUAAACAUGAGGGUGAAUGAGAACACAACAACAAACUAGCUGAUGGGCUCAAAGGUGGUUCUCCUUCCAAACAGCAGAAGGAGCAUCAGCAACAAAAGGGGAUUCAUCACUUAAGAACCCAACUAAACUAACACACUCACAAUCGACACUCAGGUCGUCUAUAUCAGCUAAACAAUGGGGGACAGUAUGUGUGUGUAUGUCUAUGUACUAACACAAUUUGUCUCUGCACCUGUCAAUAUCGCGAUCGGCUCGAUCUCAGUCCUGGGGGACGGACCCUCUGGGGAAGACCGAUGGAUCGGCCCAGAGUUUUAUUGAUGGACGCGGUUGCUUAAUGCUAAUGGUUGUAAUGAAUCGGAUGUCACUAAUACUGGUUAGGGUGGAGGUCGGAUCCUUUUAAUCUCUCACCACUGUAGGGGACGAGGGGGGUGAACCCGGCCCCCUGCGACCCCUGACACCGGGCUGACUACCGCUGCACCAGAACGUGGCGUGACCGCUUACCUUCGUGUUAUAGCUUCAUGAUCCUCAUUAUCAUGGUAAUCAUAAUAAUAAUAAUUGUCAGACAUAUUGCUUUGCAAGUCGUUUUUAUGUCAUUAGUUGGAUCACUCAAAUGGGAGAUAAAUAUAUGACUACGGAAAGAUGUAUACUCGAUAUUAUUUUUCGCUGUAUAGAUCAAAAUGUUUACGUGUUGUUUUUGUUUAAUACUGUUCAAAUGCUAAACAACUCCUGCUAUUCUUGCCUUGAAAAAAGAAGGUUGUACAGUGCAGACGAAACGUUGGUUAUUUAUGCAUCAUUAAAAAUGUGAAAAGGGGCAGUCUUGGCUUGCAUUAAGCUUUGGGUAUUUAAAGGCAGAUUUAAAGGGCAGCAGUAGCAUAAAGAUACAGGAUUUAGGGGUAAGGGAGAAACCUCAGUCGAACCAUUAAGCUCUCAAAAACUUUGCUAACAAACUCCACGAAGAGGAAAGAACUGCCUCUAACAUUCAGCAAAUGAAUUAUUAAGAACAAAAAUGAAGGAAAAUAAAAAAAAAGCUGCUUCUUGCCAUUAAUCUGAAAAAAAGAAGAAUAAGUGUAUGUGCGUCUGUAAUGUUUUAUUAAAACUUUGCCUAUUUCAGUCUCAAUCCAGUCCGAUUCAAAAGGGCACUUUAGUACUCUGCCGGGUGUGCACGUUUCCGCGCACUAUACGCACACAAAUGCAGGGAAUAAAUGCAAAAAAAGUCAAACGAAAGAUGGGAUGUGCUGUAUCAUCAUAGGGGGUAAAAGUGCAAAUGUGUACUACAGCUCUCUUUCUGCCGUUCCUCUGCAUCAUACAGGCCGAUAGACAGACGUUAACCAGGAGAAUUGAGAUGUAGGAUCCCCCAGGAUUAAAGUUCUGGUUUGUCCCGUACUCAAUCCACAGUAUCGCUCUGCUUGGUAAGAGGCACUGCACAAAUUAUAUUUUGUGUGUGUGUGUGUGUGUGUGUGUGUGUGUGUGUGUGUGUGUGUGUGUGUGUGUGUGUGUGUGUGUGUGUGUGUGUGUGUGUGUGUGUGUGUGUGUGUGUGUGUGUGUGUGUGUGUGUGUGUGUGUGUGUGUGUGUGUGUGUGUGUGUGUCCGUGUCCACGUGCCUUUCUCUAUCUCUGACUAAACUCGCUUCCAUCAGUGACCUCACUUCAGUUGGGCCUCAUAUUGUCUGGGGAUGUGGAGCUGUGAAGGAGGGGGACCACGCAAUGGCUACACAUGACUUGUAAGGGGCCUCCUGUAAAGCAUCUAGGAGAGAGCAGGGAGCGGUGAGUCCAGCUCCAUGGCAGACGAUGUGGCCCAGUCCCCUAUGCUGCAGGGGGGCUCCGCCGGCAGCAGUGGGAGGCCAAAGCGAAGCGGUUCCACCAAGAGUCGGAGGGCCAGGGAGGCCAAAGCUGCCCUCCAGCCUGAAGACCUGCCUGGGGACCAGCAAGACAAACAGCCCGGAGGGGAUGCUGAUGUUGGAAGCAGUGUGGGGAUCUUGACAGAGGAGGAACCUGAGGACCUGUACGCCAUUAACCUGAGAAGGUUGUUCAUAUGCCGGGUUGCCCUCUCCGACGUGACCUGGGACUCGUGGUCGGAGGACAAUGAGCUGGCACUGGACCGCUUCAUAGAAGGAGCCUCCAUCCCUUUAAUGGUGGUCUAUCUGGACCCCAUGACCGGGUUGAGGGUGGAGAACGGCAUGCCCUCACAGGCGGUGGAUCAACUGGCCUACUUCAUCCGCUCAUCAGAGGCACCCAUCAUGCCGGAGACCUUUGAGACGGUCGUGCACUGUGGCACCUUGCGCUGCGGCAGCGGAGGGAGUGGAGCCACAGAGGGCCUGCUGAGGCUAUUGAACGGCGUGCAUGCUCCCCUGGUGGCCCUCAGCACCGUCUUGCCUAAGAACAUCAAGAACAUCUACAGCGCCAACAUGCACCGCUUCCUCUCCGGCCUUACAGACUCCCGGUUCAAGAUGGCCGGGAACACUGUGCUCUACAUCCCCAUGGAGGCCCUGCAGCGCAGCCCAGAGGAGGCCAGCAAGGACAAGGAGCUAAUACAGAGACUGGAGAUCGUGCUGAUCCACUGGACCCGUCAGUUCAACGACGUCCUGGGCGCCCAGCACCUGGUGGAGAUGGGCGACAGCGCCGGCCCCCUGGAGGAGAUCACCUUCUGGAGCAGCCGCUGUGCCGACCUGACAGGCAUCAGCCUGCAGCUGCAGAAGCCCGGCGUCAGACACAUCCAGAGUAUUCUGCGGCUGUCCAAGUCCUCCUACCUGCAGCCCUUCUCCAAGUUGGCCCAGGAGGUCCAGGACGGCUCCCAGCAGGCAGAAUCCAACCUGCGGUUCCUGUCCCUGCUGAAGCAGCCAUGUGAGGAGCUGGUGCAGCUGCAGCCGAGCCAGGUGGCCCCCAAGCUCCAGCACAUUGCCGACCUCAUACGCAUCAUCUGGGACAACUCUCCGCACUACAACACCCGGGACCGGCUCACCGCGCUCUUCCACAAGAUGAGCAACGAGAUGAUCCGCCUGUGCUGCCGGAGCCUCUCUCUGGACCGGAUGUUCCAGGGCCACGUGGCCUCCAGCAAGCAGAACCUACGGGACUGCAUCGAGUGCUGCGUGGCCUGGAAGGACAUAUACCUGCAGGCCGCACGGAUACACCACAGGUAUUCUUCCAGAGGCUGGGUCCUGGACCAGACAAGCAUCUUCGCUCUCAGUGACGCCUUCGUUCAGCGGUGCAAAGACCUCAUUGAAGUGUGUGACUGCCAGCAGCAGUUUGCUCGGUUUGAGGAGGGCCAGCAGGUGGCGCCGCCGUGUUUCGCCGAGCCCCAUGGGGCCGUGACGGCACGUGGCCUGCUUGAGAUCGAGAGCAUCUUCCUGCGCAGCCUGCAGGGCCUCGCCGACAUGGGCGACGGCAUCCUGGACGUCUGGAGGAACUCUGGAUGGCACGACCACUACAACAGGUUCCGUACGUCCAUAAAGCAGCUGGAGGUGAUGAUGCAGAACGUCAUCAGCGGUGCCUUCGAGACGGUCAACACAGUGAGGGAAGGAGUCCAACUGUUGGACGUCUUCGGGCACCUGUCUGCACGAGAGGGCAUCAAGCACACCUUGGACAGGAUGACAGUGAAGCUGUACGACCUGAUCAACAAGGAGCUCCAACUGGUCAAAAACGACCUGAGCAAGAAGACCUGCCAGGUGGCGAGUCAUGUCCCCCAGAAGGCCGGCCAAGCUCACUGGGUGCACUGCCUCCGCCGCCGCAUCCAGAGCACCAUGGAGUUGGUGGAGGGUGCCCACUUUGUGGGCCAGACGGGCAGUGGCGAGGAGGUGUGCCUGGCUCACGGGCAGCUGGUGCAGACCCUGGAUGAACUGCUGCGCAAGACCUACAGCGACUGGAGCCAGGGAGUGGACCGCCAGAGCAUCCAGCGGCUAGAGCAGCCCCUCAUGCUGCGCUGCCGCCAGGACAACACCAUGCUGGACAUCAACUUCGACAAGGGCCUGCUGAAGAUGUUCAGUGAGAUCCAGUACUGGGAGAGUCUCCGCAUGGUGAUCCCCCACUACGUGGGGGAGGUGUACCAGCGGCGCGAGGAGCUUCGCACCCUGCGCGAGAGUGUUCUCCGGCUGGUCAGCGACUACAACAGGAUCAUCAGGGCUCUGUCUCCAGGGGAGCUGGGUGUGUUCCGGGAGCGGAUCCGCUUCCUGGACAAGAAGAUUCAGCCAGGCCUGACAAAGCUUCUGUGGUCCACCAAGGGAACCUCCAACCUCUUCAUCACCGAGUGCUGCACGCAUGUCACCAAGGUUCAGACCAUAGUGAAUGAGUACAAGGCAGCCAACCUGACCAUAUCAGCCCUGUGCAGGCAGAUCAGUGAGACCUUGCUGGUCAGACUAGACGGCAGGACUGUGUACAGGGACCUGGAGUUCGAGAGCGACCAGCGGGCCCACCAGCAGAGCCAGCUGCAGAAGCUGUGCACCGCCCACCAGGACAUCGUGGACAUCAUGACACGCGUGUACGACACUUUCCGCAGCGCUGGAGCCGAGGUCCAGCAGUACUGGCUGACCUACAUGGAGAGGGUGGACCGCAUGGUGGAGGAGGCCCUGAGGCUGGCCGUCAAGCGGUCGCUGCAGGAGCUGUCCAAGGCCAUCAACGGGGACUCCAAGGCCCUGCCCGACCCCCUCUUCAGGGUGCAGGUGGUACUGCGGCAGGGCCCGCCCAGAGCCAUGGCCAGGGUGGAGUUCUCCCCCACGCUACCGAAGUUGGCCCAGGUGGUGAACAGCAUUGGGCCCCAACUCAUCAACACCAUCUCCAGCUUCAAGAGGCUGCCCGACCUCCUCACCCACAAGCACUCGCAGCGCAAGCCUGUGCACGCCAUCCUGGAGCAAGACGAGGAGCUGGGGAAGAUCCAGGCGGCUUUGGCAGCAGGCAUGACGGCCAAUGCGGGCCACUUGCAGGCCUACCUGAAGACCUGGGACAAACACCGUGCCAUCUGGGAGAUCAACAAGGACCCCUUCAUCCAGCGCUACCAGCGGUUCAACACGCCUGUGUCCACCUUUGACGCAGACAUCGCCAGGUACACAGAGGUGGCCAACAACAUCCAGAAUGAGGAGACCGUGCUGGAUAUCCAGUUCGUGCUGCUGGACUGCUCCCCCCUCAAGUCGUCCCUGGUGCAGCACUGCAAUGAGUGGCAGAGCAAACUCACCGAGCUGCUCAGCCUCAUGGCCAGCCGACAGCUCACAGAGCUCCACGGCUUCCUGCAGGACAACGCCACCAGGCUGAGCCGGCCUCCCCAGUCCCUGGAGGAGCUGGGAGAGGGUCUGGAGCUGCUGGAGCGUCUCCAGGGGGGGCUGGCCAAGCUGGAGGCCAAAAUACCCCCCAUACACGAUCAGUUUGCCAUCCUGGCCAAGUAUGAGGUCACCGUCGACCUGGCAGUGCAGAGGAUGCUGGAGGGUCUGAGCAGCCAGUGGCUGUGGUUCCAGCAGGCGGUGGUGGACGGAGACGUCAUGCUGAGGAAAAACAAGGAAAAGUUCAAGAGCCGCCUGGUCUUCUCCUCCGAGGAGUUCAAGAAGAAGACCAGGCCACGCUGCAGGAGUUCACCAGCACAGGUCCGUUCAGCAGUGCGGCGAGCGGGUGAAGCAGCCCUGGAGCAGAUCCAGGACCUCCAGGCUCAGCUGGAGAGCCAGAAGGAGGAGGAGGGGACCCUCCGCCAGGGCCUCAACAUCUUCAAGAUCGUCCAGCCCCCUUCCAAAGACCUCCAGGCGCUGGAGAAGGACCUGGAGUCCCUGCAGCAGGUGUGGGAGGCUAGCCAGCAGUGGAGCUCCAACUGGAAGCAGUGGAAGACAGGAGCCUUCCUCUCCCUGCAGACCGAGACCAUGGAGAGCACCGCCCAGGACAUGUUCAAACACGUCACUAAGCUCAGCAGGGAACUCAAGGACAAGAAGUGGGACAUAGUGGAAAGUACCAGGAAAAGCAUUGAGCAGUUCAAGAGGACCAUCCCUCUCAUCACAGACCUGAAGAACCCUGCCCUGAGAGACAGGUGCUCUCCGUCCCAUCCCAGCACUACGGAGGAGCUCUUCCAGGCCCUGGAGGACAACCAGGUCAGCCUGUCCACCAUGAAGGCGUCUCGCUUCGUGAGGGCCUUCGACCAGGAAGUGGACCGCUGGGAGCGCUGCCUGUCCCUGGUGAUGGAGGUCACCGAGAUGGUGCUCACCGUGCAGAGGCAGUGGAUGUACCUGGAAAACAUCUUCAUGGGGGAGGACAUCAGAAAGCAGUUGCCUUGUGAAUCCAAAGACUUCGACGACAUCAACUCCAGCUGGAAGUGCAUCAUGGACCGGCUCCACAAGGACAACAAUGCCCUGAGGGGCACCGGUCACCCUGGCCUGCAGGAUAAGUUGGUGGAGAUGAACGUGAAGCUGGAGGAGAUCCAGCGGGCACUGGACAUGUACCUGGAGACCAAGCGGCAGGUGUUCCCCAGGUUCUACUUCCUGUCCAACGACGACCUGCUGGAGAUCCUGGGGCAGUCGCGCAACCCUACCGCCGUGCAGCCCCACCUCAAGAAGUGCUUCGAUAACAUAACCAGACUGCAGAUCGCUAAGGCGGGAGUGAGCGGCAACAAGAUGGAGGCCAACGGGAUGUUCUCUGCGGACGGAGAGUUUGUUGAGUUCACCCAGUCGGUGUCCCUGGAAAAACCAGUCGAGUGCUGGCUUUGUGACAUUGAGCGGUCCAUGCGCACCACGCUCAAGGACUCCCUGAGGAACUGCCGCCUGGCGCUUCAGAAGAUGACGGCCAAGAGAGACAAAUGGGUCAGAGAUUGGCCCGGACAGAUGGUGAUCGCGGCCAGUCAGAUCCAGUGGACCACCGACGUGACCAGGACCCUCAUCUCAGGCAAGGAGAAGGGCGACAAGUCUGAUCUCAGGGCCCUGAAGAAAAAACAGGUGUCCCUGCUCAACCGCUACUCGGACGCCAUCCGGGGCGACCUGUCCAAGAUCCUGCGGCUGAAGAUCGUGGCGCUGGUCACGGUGGAGGUGCACGCCCGCGACGUCCUGGACAAGCUGGCCAAGAUGGGCUGCUGCGACGUCAGCGCCUUCGACUGGCUCUGUCAGCUGCGCCUCUACUGGGAGAAGGACGUGGACGACUGCGUUAUCCGGCAGACGAACACGCAGUUCAAGUAUGGCUACGAGUACCUCGGCAACUCUGGACGCCUGGUCAUCACCCCGCUGACAGACAGGUGCUACAUGACCCUGACCACGGCCCUCCACCUCCACCGGGGGGGGUCUCCUAAGGGUCCGGCGGGCACGGGGAAGACGGAGACGGUGAAGGACCUGGGCAAGGCCCUGGGCAUGUAUGUCAUCGUGGUCAACUGCUCCGAGGGCCUGGACUACAAGUCCAUGGGACGCAUGUACUCCGGCCUGGCUCAGACAGGUGCGUGGGGAUGUUUCGACGAGUUUAACCGUAUCAACAUCGAGGUGCUCUCGGUGGUGGCCCAGCAGAUCCUCUCCAUCCUGUCCGCCCUCUCUGCCGGCCUCACCAAGUUCGUCUUCGACGGACAAGAGAUCAGCCUGGUCUGGUCCUGUGGCAUCUUCAUCACCAUGAACCCUGGCUAUGCGGGUCGCAGCGAGCUGCCGGACAACCUGAAGUCCAUGUUCAGACCCAUCUCCAUGGUGGUGCCGGACUCCACGCUCAUCGCAGAGAUCACCCUGUUUGGGGAAGGCUUCAACAAUUGCAAGCUCCUUGCCAAGAAGGUGUUCACGCUGUACUCCCUGGCGGUGCAGCAGCUGUCCAAGCAGGACCACUACGACUUCGGCCUGCGAGCCCUCACCUCCCUGCUACGCUACGCCGGCACGAAGCGGCGUCUUCGUCCUGAUCUGCCCGGGGAAGAGAUCCUCCUCAUGUCCAUGAGGGACAUGAACCUGGCCAAGCUGACGUCGGUGGACCUGCCGCUGUUCAACAGCAUCAUCCAGGACCUGUUCCCUGGGGUGGACUCGCCCACCAUCGACUACGGAAAGUUGCGGGACGCCAUCGAGGCGGAGCUGUGUGAGCGCGGCCUGCAGCCCAUCCCCUUCACGGUGUCCAAGGUCAUCCAGCUGUACGAGACCAAGAGCUCCCGCCACUCCACCAUGCUGGUGGGCCGGACGGGCAGCGGCAAGACGGUGACCUGGAGGACGCUGCAGAACGCCCUCACCGCCCUGCACCGCAAGGGGGAGCCGGGCUACCAGCUCAUCAGGGUACGGCCCUCUGGGGGCCUUUGGGGGACUUUGUUUCUUUACGUUUUUCAGAGUUCUUUUUCUUUUCUUUUUUUGAUCACUUUUACUUUUUGGUUUUCUAUUUCUACUACUGUCCUGUACAUUCUGCUGUCACACCCACAUUUCUCAUCUGGGAUGUUAUCUUACAACACAACCUUGGGAUUUACAAUUCUUGAGCAGGGCCCCUGGGCAGACUCAGAGCCUCUCCGGCUUAAUGGAGUGUACGUCCUGAUCCUCAACUUUAAGAGUAGAACAACAUUCCCCAUUCCCUACCAUCAAUCCAACCUCCUCCCGCCCUCCGCCAAGACCACCCACCCAAUUUCUAUCGCCAUGACAUCACCCUCUUCACCACCGACGGAUCCACGUCCUCUAAAGCUAACUAAAAGAUUGACAGUAACAGCCCAUAUGAGCGCGACUACGCUAACUGUUUUCCGGGCCUCUACAGACGAGAAGCCGGAGGAGAAGUGGAUGGUGCUGGACGGGCCGGUGGACACUCUGUGGAUCGAGAGCAUGAACUCUGUGAUGGACGACAACAAGGUGCUGACCCUCAUCAACGGAGAGAGGAUCUCCAUGCCUGAGCAGGUCUCCUUGCUGUUCGAGGUGGAGGACCUGGCGGUGGCUUCCCCGGCCACGGUGUCCCGUUGUGGGAUGGUCUACAACGACUACACCGACCUGGGCUGGAAACCCUACGUCCAGUCCUGGCUGCAGAGGAGACACAAGGCGGAGCUGGAGCCCCUGAAGCGUCUGUUUGAGAAGUACCUGGAGAAGACCCUGCUGUUUAAGAAGAGCUCCUGCAAGGAGCUGGUGUCCAUCACAGAGCUGAACGGAGUGGCCUCCCUCUGCCGCCUCUACGACGCCCUGGCCACGCCCGACCACGGGGUGAACCCCGCCGACACGGAACACUUCCCUCACAUGGUGGAGCUCUGGUUCCUCUUCAGCCUCAUCUGGUCGGUGGGCGCCUCGGUGGACGAGGACGGACGCAAGAAGAUGGACAACUUCCUGCGCGAGAUAGACGGCACAUUCCCCACCAAGGACACUAUCUACGAGUACUACGUGGACUCCAAGAAGAAGACCUGGGCUCCAUUCGAGGGCCAGCUGUCUAAGGGCUGGCGAUACCCUGCCAACGCUCCGUUCUACAAGAUCAUGGUGCCCACGGUGGACACGGUGCGCUACAACUUCCUGGUGGGGGCGCUGGUGGCGGGCCAGUACCCGGUGCUGCUCACCGGACCCGUGGGCACGGGCAAGACCUCGGUGGCCCAGGUGGUGCUCCAGAACCUGGACCCCUCCAAGUGGGCCAUCCUCACCAUCAACAUGUCCUCCCAAACCACCUCCAGCAAUGUGCAGGCCAUCGUGGAGAGCCGCGUGGAGAAGCGCACCAAGGGCGUGUACGUGCCCGCGGGGGGCAAACGCAUGCUGUGCUUCCUGGAUGACCUCAACAUGCCCGCGCACGACGGCUUUGGCUCCCAGCCGCCCCUGGAGCUGCUGCGCCUCUGGGUGGACCACGGCUUCUGGUACGACCGGCUGAAGCAGACCCUGAAGUGUGUCAAGGACAUGUUCCUGCUGGCAUCUAUGGGGCCCCCUGGUGGAGGAAGGACCCACAUCUCUGCUCGCUUUCAGAGUCGAUUCAACCUCAUCAACAUGACUUUCCCACACGACUCUCAGAUCAAGCGCAUCUACGGCACCAUGAUCAACCAGAAGCUGCAGGAGUUUGGGGAGGAGGUGAAGCCCAUCGGAGCCAUCCUGACCCAGGCCACGCUGGAGCUCUACGACGCCGUGGUGGUCCGCUUCCUGCCAACGCCGGCCAAGAUACACUACCUCUUCAACCUUAGGGACAUUUCUAAGGUGUUUCAGGGUCUCCUGCGAGCCCACCGAGAUGUCCAUGACACCAAGCAGAGUAUAACUAGGCUGUGGAUCCAUGAGUGCUUUAGGGUGUUCUCCGACCGCCUGGUGGACAGCAGCGAUGCGGAGGCCUUCGUGGGUCUGAUGGCGGAGAAGCUGGGCUCCCUCUUCGACCUCACCUACCCCAGCAUCUGCCCCAACAAGAUACCCCCUGUGUUUGGGGACUUCCUGAAGGAGCCCCGUGUGUACGAGGACCUCCAGGACUCCAAGAGGCUGAGGGUCUUCAUGGAGAGCCAGCUGGAGGACUACAACCUGACCCCCGGCACCGUGCCGAUGGACCUGGUUCUGUUCAGAGACGCCAUCGAGCACAUCACCCGAGUGGUGCGUGUGAUCAGCCAACCCCGGGGCAACAUGCUGCUGGUGGGCGUCGGCGGCUCAGGACGCCAGAGCCUGUCCAAGAUGGCCGCCUCCAUCUGCACCUACCAGGUGUUCCAGGUGGAGGUCACCAAACAGUACCGCAAGAUGGAGUUCAGGGAAGACAUCAAGAAGCUGUACAGGCAGACGGGCGUGGACGACCUGCCCACGGUGCUGGUGUUCAGUGACGCCCAGAUGGUGGAGGAGUCCUUCCUGGAGGACAUCAACAACGUGCUGAGCUCUGGGGAGGUGCCCAACCUCUACAAGCAGGACGAGUUUGACGAGGUGUGUGGAGCCCUGUCAGAGUCGGCCAGGAAGGACGGGGUCCUGGAGACUCCGGACUCCAUGUUCGCCUAUCUGAUCGAGAGGGUCCGGAACAACCUGCAUGUGGUGCUUUGCAUGAGCCCCGUGGGGGAGCCCUUCAGGAACCGGAUCCGCCAGUACCCGGCGCUGGUCAACUGCAGCACCAUAGACUGGUUCUGUGAGUGGCCCAGGGAGGCCCUGCUGGAGGUGGCUGAGAGGUACCUGGACGCCCUGGACCUGGGGACCGUGGAGUCGAUCCACACCAGGGUGGCCAGCGUCUUCGUCACCAUGCACCAGUCUGUGGCCACCUUCUCCCACAGGAUGAGGGAGGAGCUCCGGAGGCACAACUACGUCACCCCCACCAAUUACCUGGAGCUGGUGUCAGGAUACAAGAAGCUGCUGGCGGAGAAGCGCAGGGAGCUGGGUGAGCAGGUGACCAAGCUGCGCAAUGGGCUGUACAAGAUCGACGACACCAGGGAGAAGGUGCAGGCCAUGUCCCUGGAGCUGGAGGAGGCCAAGGUGAAGGUGGCCGACUUCCAGAGGCAGUGUGAGGAGUACCUGGUGGUCAUCGUCCAGCAGAAGAGAGAGGCAGAUGAACAGCAGAAGGCAGUAGGAGCCCACAGUGAGAAGAUCGGGGCGGAGGAGGUGAAGUGUAAGGCCCUGGCUGAGAACGCCCAGAGGGACCUGGAUGAGGCCCUGCCCGCCCUGGAGGAGGCCAUGAAGGCCUUGGAGUCCCUGAACAAGAAGGACAUGACGGAGAUCAAGUCGUACGGGCGUCCCCCGACCCUGGUGGAGACGGUGAUGCAGGCUGUCAUGACCCUGCUGUGCAAGGACCCCACCUGGGCAGAGGCUAAGAGACAGCUGGGUGAGUCCAGCUUCAUCAAGUCCUUGGUUAACUUCGACAAGGACAACAUCUCGGAACGCGUGCUGAAGAAGACGGGCCAGUACUGCACGCAGGCCGACUUCCAGCCCGAGAUCAUUGGCAGGGUGUCGCUGGCCGCCAAGUCCCUCUGCAUGUGGGUCAGAGCCAUGGAGGUGUACGGUCGUAUCUCCCGGGUGGUGGAACCCAAGCGAGCCCGGCUGCAGGCAGCCACACUGCAGCUGGCUGAGAAGCAGGCCUCCCUGGCAGAGGCCCAGGACAAACUCAGAGAGGUGGGUGAGAAGCUGGAGCAGCUGAAGAAGCAGUAUGAUGAGAAGCUGGCGAUGAAGGAGGAGCUGAGGAGGAGCUCAGAGGACAUGGAGGUCAAACUGGACCGCGCCGACAAGCUGGUGUCUGGUCUGGCUGGGGAAAGGGCUCGCUGGGAGACCACCGUCAUCGGUCUGGAGGAGAACAUGGGCUACCUGGUGGGAGACUGCUUGUUAGCGGCCUCCUGUCUGUCCUACCUGGGCCCCUUCCUGUCCAACUACAGAGACCAGCUGGUGGCCCUUUGGAUGAAGGAGGUGCGUGAGCUGCAGGUGCCAUGCUCCCCGGGCUUCAGUUUCUCUGGCUUCCUGUCCAGACCCACCGUGGUGCGGGACUGGAACAUCCAGGGCCUGCCCUCCGACGCCUUCUCCACUGAGAACGGAGUCAUCGUCACCCGCGGCAACCGAUGGCCACUAAUGGUGGACCCACAAGGCCAGGCCCUGAAGUGGAUCAAAAACAUGGAGAGGGGCAGGGGUCUGAAGGUGAUAGACCUCCAGAUGCCGGACUUCCUGCGGGUCCUGGAGGGCGCGGUCCAGUCUGGAGCCCCUGUGCUGCUGCAGAACGUCCAGGAGGAGCUGGACCCCGCGCUGGCCCCCAUCCUCAACAAGUCCCUCACACAUGUUGGAGGGAGGAUGCUGCUGAAGCUGGGGGACAAGGAGGUGGAGUACAGCCCUGACUUCAGCUUCUACAUCACCACCAAGCUGUCUAACCCCCACUACCCUCCCGAGAUCUCCACCAAGACCACCAUCGUCAACUUUGCAGUAAAGGAGCAGGGUCUGGAGGCCCAGCUGCUGGGCAUCGUGGUCCGUAAGGAGCGUCCAGACCUGGAGGAGCAAAAGGACUCCCUGGUCCUCAACAUCGCCUCUGGCAAGAGGACACUGCAGGAGCUGGAGGAUGAGAUCCUCAGGCUCCUGAACGAGGCUACAGGCUCGCUCCUGGACGAUGUCCAGCUGGUGAACACUCUGCAGACGUCCAAGGUGACGGCCACCCGGGUGACAGACCAGCUGGAGAGCAGUGAGCAGACCGAGAUCAAGAUCGACACCGCCAGAGAGGGCUACCGUCCGUGUGCGCUGCGCGCCUCCAUCCUGUUCUUCGUGCUGAACGACAUGGGCUGCAUCGACCCCAUGUACCAGUUCUCCCUGGACGCCUACAUAGACCUGUUCAACCUCAGCAUGGAGAAGAGCCCCCGCAGCCACAAGCUGGAGGAGAGGAUCUCCCACCUCAAUGACUACCACACCUACGCCGUGUACAGGUACACGUGCAGGGGACUGUUUGAGGUCCACAAGCUGCUGUUCAGCUUCCAGAUGUGCACCAAGAUCCUGGAGGUGACCGGGGCCCUCAACAUGGACGAGUACAGCUUCUUCCUACGAGGGGGGCUGGUGCUGGACAAGGAGGGUCAGAUGGACAAUCCGUGCAGUAGCUGGCUGAGUGACUCUAACUGGGACAACAUCACGGAGCUGGACCGCCUUCCCAGCUUCCGUGGCAUCAUGGCCUCCUUCGAGCAGCAAUCCAGGGACUGGAACCUGUGGUUCACCAGCGCCCAACCUGAGAGUGCACCCCUCCCCGGUGAGUGGGAUGGCACUCUGAAGGAGCUCCAGCGGAUGUUGGUGGUACGGUCCCUGCGUCAGGACCGCAUCUCCUUCUGCGUCACCUCAUUCAUCGUCAACAACCUGGGCUCCCGCUUCGUGGAGCCUCCGGCCCUCGAUAUGAAGGCUGUGAUGGAGGACUCCACCCCCAGGAACCCCCUGAUCUUCGUGCUGUCCCCCGGCGUCGACCCCACGGGGGCCCUCACCCAGCUGGCCGAGGCGUCUGACAUGGGCAGCCGCUUCCACGCACUCUCCCUGGGCCAGGGCCAGGCGCCCAAUGCCAGGCGUAUGAUCCAGGAGGGGAUCAAGCAAGGCCACUGGGUGUUCCUGGCCAACUGCCACCUGUCCCUGUCCUGGAUGCCCGAGCUGGACAAGCUGGUGGAGCAGCUACAGGUGGAGCCUAGCCACCCUGACUUCAGGCUGUGGCUCAGCUCCUCCCCUCACCCAGACUUCCCCAUCGCCAUCCUGCAGGCCGCCAUCAAGAUGACCACCGAGCCCCCAAAGGGAAUAAAAGCCAACAUGAAGCGUCUGUACCAGCUGGUGUCGGAGGCCCGCUUCGCCCGCUGCUCCCGGCCGGUGCCCUACCGCCGACUCCUCUUCUCCCUCUGCUUCUUCCACAGCCUGCUGCUGGAGAGGAACAAGUUCCUGCAGCUGGGCUGGAACAUCGUCUACGGCUUCAACGACUCCGACUUCGAGGUGAGUGAGAACCUGCUGAGCCUGUACCUGGAUGAGUACGAGGAGGUCCCCUGGGACGCCCUGCGCUACCUGAUCGCAGGCGUCAACUACGGCGGCCACGUGACCGACGACUGGGACCGCCGGCUGCUGGCCACCUACAUCAACGAGCUGUUCUGCCACGCCGCGCUCAGCAAGCCCUUCUUCAAGCUCUCGUCCCUGCCCACCUACUACAUCCCCCGGGACGGGCCCCAAGCCUCCUACCGGGAAUACGUGGGCCAGCUGCCCGCCACAGAGCACCCCGAGGUGUUCGGCCAGCACCCCAACGCCGACAUCGCCAGCCAGAUCGCCGAGACGCGCACGCUGUUCGACACGCUGCUGUCGCUGCAGCCGCAGGUCCCCAGCAGCACUGCUGGGGCCUCGGGGCCCAGCAAGGAGGACAAGGUGCUGGAGCUGGCGGCCGACAUACGGGAGAAGCUGCCCGAGGCCAUCGACUACGAGGGGACCAGGGCACUACUGCAGGACGACCCGUCGCCCCUCAACGUGGUGCUGCUGCAGGAGAUCCAGAGAUACAACGCCCUGCUGGACACCAUCAGAUCCUCCCUGGUGGAGCUGGAGAAGGGCAUCAAAGGUCUGGUGGUGAUGUCAUCCAACCUGGAGGAGACCUUCAACUGUAUCCAUGACGCCCGCGUCCCACCACUGUGGGAGAAGGCCUACCCGUCCCUGAAGCCCCUGGCCUCCUGGACCCGGGACCUGUGCCAGCGCAUGGAUCAGUUUGCCCGCUGGGCCACGACGGCGCACCCCCCCGUCCUGUUCUGGCUGUCCGGCUUCACCUUCCCCACAGGCUUCCUGACCGCCGUGCUGCAGGCUUCUGCACGAAACAACAAGGUGUCGGUGGACACCCUCUCCUGGGAGUUUGUGGUGGCCACGAUGGAUGACAGCCACCUCCUCUCCCCCCCCAAGGACGGGGUGUACAUCCGGGGCUUGUACCUGCAGGGGGCUGGCUGGGACAAGAAGGGCGCCUGUCUGGUGGAGGCCGAGGCCAUGAGGCUGGUCUGCCCCAUCCCCACCAUCCACUUCAGACCCACCGAGAACCGCAAGAAGACCGCCAAGAGUAUGUACGUGUGUCCCUGCUACUACUUCCCGGUGCGUGCGGGUGGGGGGGGGAUGCCCUCCUUCGUGGUGGGGGUGGAGCUGAAGUCGGGGGCUGUCCCCCCGGACCACUGGGUGAAGAGAGGCACGGCCCUGCUGAUGAGCCUGGACUCAUAGAGACACACACACCUAGCAGACAUACACACACAGACACAUACAGACACAUACACACUGCAUGACCUGGACGCAUAGAGACACACACACAUAGCAGACAUACACACACAGACACAUACACACUGCAUGACCUGGACACAUAGAGACACACACACCUAGCAGACAUACACACACAAACAUACACACAGCAUGAGCUGAAUACAUAGAGACACACACACAAUUGCAUAAUCGGUUAUUAUAUAUUCAUCGUUAUCGAUCACAUCAACUAUUUAUUACGUUAGUCAUCCAUAAACAUACACACAGUUACAUAAACGACAUUACACAGACACACGUAUAUAUUUGUAUGUAGAUAUUCACAUACACACAGGGCCAUAUGUAUGUGGGCUUGUUUUGAGACGUGUACCAAGUGCCUUCUAUUUCUAUGGUUCUGUAUUGGUUACAACGUGUAUUUCUAAGUUACCUUAUUAAUGGUGGUCAUGGGCAGCAGCUGCGUGAGUUGUAAGUAUCUAAAUGAGUGCUGAAUAAAAACACUGUUCCACA
Messenger RNA from Gadus macrocephalus (Pacific cod), 18323 nucleotides. RefSeq names its product dynein, axonemal, heavy chain 2 (gene dnah2). Gene Ontology annotation, biological process: microtubule-based movement. The record is from RefSeq and is a predicted model, not a curated record. Gene Ontology annotation, molecular function: ATP hydrolysis activity; ATP binding; minus-end-directed microtubule motor activity. Gene Ontology annotation, cellular component: dynein complex. Lineage: Eukaryota; Metazoa; Chordata; Actinopteri; Gadiformes; Gadidae.